Molecule: messenger RNA, 837 nt
Organism: Bacidia gigantensis
Lineage: Eukaryota; Fungi; Ascomycota; Lecanoromycetes; Lecanorales; Ramalinaceae
Exons: 1
Coding region: 1-837 (278 amino acids)
Source: RefSeq, a predicted model, not a curated record
AUGGCAAGGUUGCUGACGCAGAAUACAGAUGUUGAUCCGAAGAACGGCAUGACAUCCUGCUGUCCAGCAGACACAUUCUGGAGGACCGACGUAGAUUACCCCAACGAGGGUCAAUGCUGCCCAAGAGGCACAGGCUACUCAUUCGACUUCUCCAUCCAGAAGGGAAAAUGCUGUGGCCCUGGCCAACUCUUCAUUGGUUCCGCUUGCCGCUCGGCUCCCAUGUCUGUGAAACCUUUAGACACAAGUCAGGGACCAUGCCCUUCUUGCGGCAACGGCCCCGUCUGCUCCUACUACGGUAACCUCGGCCUCCGCUACAAUCACUGCUACUUGAUGAAGGACAGCGGCGGAAACGAGAUCCGUCAGAACGGCGGUUUCUACGUCAACCAGGAUCUCGUGGUCAACGGCGAAAGAAGCAUCCCCUUCCGCAUCUGCGCCAAUUCAACCAACUGCAGCGUCAACAAGGACAACUACGUUCCUGAAGGAGGAUUUUGGUUUCAGCUAGACGAGCAAGGCCCCAGCGGCAACCCAAAUGGUCAACCAGGCUGGGUUGUCUUCUCGACCGACUGGCUGAGCGUUGCGACAGUUGUCCCGCCUGCUCCGGGCCUGCCUGGUCCAACUCCAACUAAUUUCACAGGCGUAGGUACCUGCACGUUUGGCGAAUGUGCUAUCUGCAUCAAAUUUGGAGCACCGGGUGGAUACCUUGGGUAUCUGGGGUUGGCGAGCCUCGGAGGAGGAGCAGGCACCGGGCCUAUUGCUGUUGCGAACAAUAGAAGCUGUCGAGCCUGGCAUUAUGAGGAGACUAAUUGUAUCGGACCGUCCAUUGUGGCUCCUAAUUGA